Molecule: messenger RNA, 2254 nt
Organism: Diachasma alloeum
Lineage: Eukaryota; Metazoa; Arthropoda; Insecta; Hymenoptera; Braconidae
Exons: 8
Coding region: 579-1703 (374 amino acids)
Cellular component (GO): cytoplasm
Molecular function (GO): oxidoreductase activity, acting on the CH-OH group of donors, NAD or NADP as acceptor
Source: RefSeq, a predicted model, not a curated record
UCUGUAGAAAAUAUUUCAUUAGAACAAGUUGUAUAAAUAAAUCUAAUUCUAUUGAUUUUUUCUAUAGAAUACUUUCUAUUGCACAUUUCAAUCGAAUCGACCGAAAACUAACAGAAAGUUCAAUAGAAAUCCUGUAGAAUUCUCUAGCGAAUUCGCUAGGGUUUUCAAUUAAAUUGUUUCAUCCGUGCGAAUGACAUCUAGUAUGACGCAAUAUAAUUUCAUGACUGCAGUUGACUUUGAAUGAUUUAAUUAGCGUCAGUAGCUCCUCGAUAAAAUUCAUGAAACUCAUAUUCCGCACGAAAUGGAUGAUCUACAUAAUCAUAAAUCAAUUAUAAUCGGUAACAUAAUAUAGUAUAAAAAUUGUUGAUAUAAAUUUCGUUCGCAUUGACUGUCUGUAUGGGUUGCUAGCUUGUUCGAAUAAAGAUUACCUAGUCUUUUAUUAAUACAUUCCGCGUUCUCUUAUGUUUAUUUCCCUGGAUCACGUGUCACGCCCACAUCAUUCGACAUAACCCGCUGAAAUCAUCUGUGAAUGCGUAAAUUCUAAGAAAAUUCUCGAGUAAAAAAAUCAGAUUGAAACCAUGAAUAUACGAUGCUGUCUACGUCCUAUGCUCCACCAGUUUGAUCGAGCAUUUCCUAUUAUUACACAUCGUGCGGAAUUAGCAACUGCUCUUAAACAGGAAGUGAUUAAAAAGAAGAAGAAGAAAGGGAUCUGGCCAUGGUCGAAGGAGCCCGAAGACGAGAAGAUCAAGAUUUUAAGACCAGGAGAAUGCGAAGAGAAAGAGACCUUUCUCGAUCCAAAAUGCAAAGUGGCGAUAAUAGUGAACGGCGGAAAGAGCUUUGGCCUGUCGGCAGCGCAUUCUCUUCUGCAUCAUGGGGCUAAGAAUGUCAUUGUGGCUGAUGAUAGCCCUUCCGCUGGGCAAAAGGCAGCCCAGCAUCUGUGUGAUAUGCACGGAAGAGAUCGUGCGCAUUUUGCAUUGUGUGCCCUCAACAGCAUCUGCAAAUUCGAAGCAGUCUUCGACUCUGUACUAUGCAGACAAAGAAACAUCCAUAUUUUAUUUAAUAAUCUUGAUGGUACUACAACUCCGUCACAAUUGUGUGGUGAAAAUGAUGGAGAUGACGCUGACUGGAGCAAAACUAGAAGGGCGAUCGAGGUGGGGGUGAAAUUCAUGGGGAAACAGAAUGGCGGGGCAGGGGGGAUUAUCAUAAAUACCGCGAGGAUCCUCGGCUUCAUGGGAUGGCCGGAGGAGCCAGUGCCUGUUUACUGCACGAAGGAACCUGUCGUCGAGACGACACAGGAUUUGGCUAAAAUGUAUGCAUUCGAAAAAACUGGUGUGCGAAUAAUCACUCUUCUGGAGGCUUCCAGACCAUUUGAGGAAAUUGGUUUGCCAGAUUUUCCAGCUGCGGGGACGAAACCGGAGCGAGGGAAACCAGUGUACACGGCGUGCGCAUCGGCAAUGGAAUCGAAAAUUGGUAGAGCGAUUGUCCAUCUCAUGGCGAAGGCCGAGAACGGAAGCACAUGGCUGAUGGAGUCGGCGUCACCUCGAGAAUUACCGAGGCUAAUUCAUUUCCCUAGUAAAGAAGGGGAGAAAAUCGACCCAAAGAUCUAUGACGAAGUACCAUGUCCUCCUGCCUUCGAAUCAUUCUGUGCAUCGACAAAGGACAGCACGUGUUCACCGGACAUAAAAACCCAUUGCACUCCUUAGAAACCAAAGAAAUAAAAAAAUUCAAGGGUAUAUUUCGCAUCAAAACAACAUAUAUAAUGAACGAAUAUAUUAUCAUUUAUUUCGUGAAUGCAAAAAUAGUUCCAUAUAUUAGAAAAAUUAUAAAAGUGGUCGUAUAAGAUUGUGAUCGCGUCUUCACUUCAGAGGCUGAACCUUAAUUGAGAUUGUCUUGGUUUCCAAGUAGCCCUCGAGGCCCUUCUCACCCCUAAAAAUUGAUAAUAUUUAGAGAUACAUUUUUUUUAAUGAAGAAGCUUGAUUCGAGUACUCACAGCUCACGACCAAUUCCAGACUGUUUGUAUCCUCCGAACGGAGUUUGUGGGGUGAUGGCAUCGUAGCAGUUGACCCUGACAACAACAGAAGAUAAAGUGUUUCAAUUGAAAAAUUUCAUUUUCAUGAUCUGAUUCCAUUGAGAGAAAUUAUUACAUUAUACUGAUAUUAUUUAACAUAAAUAUCUCUUCAUUUGAAAACGAGAAAAACUGUUUCCACAAUUUGUACACCACAAUGGGAAUAGAAUCCAAUAAAUUUAAUUUAAU